AUGGCACCAACUCUUGUCAAUGUUGUAACAGCACGUGAAGCUAGAAAUAUAAUCAAUAUAUCAUUUUAUACGGCUAUUGUUGGGUACGCUGGCGCAAAUAAGUCAAAAGCUGUUGAUUUAUUACGUGAUGCGUGUCAAGACAUUGAUAUGGUAUUAGGAAAUAAGCUCGAAGACUCACGUGUGAAUAAUUCAGCUACUAUUGAAUCACUUUUCAGUGGAAUGCAAAGAGUCGGCCCACAUCUGCUACAGCUUUUUGAUGAAAUCAACACGCUCUCGGCUUCACUUCAUUUGUAUAAAGCGGCAGGUGGGGCAUCAUAUGACCGCAGUUUAAUAAAUCAAUUGUACAACACUCUUCGAUACAUUCGGCGUCAAACAUUAGAUAAUAGUACCAGUGUUCAAAAUCCACUUUUAAAUAUUGGUGGUGCUGGUCAUCCGGUUGAAUUGGCUAACGGUAUUAGAAGUGAUAUGCAAGGAGACGGAUUUUUUAGCAGAUUUUUGAUUUCUUGCCCAACACCAUCAUAG
Messenger RNA from Didymodactylos carnosus, 522 nucleotides. The record is from the annotation of a GenBank genome assembly. NCBI's taxonomy places the organism in Eukaryota, Metazoa, Rotifera, Eurotatoria, Philodinida, Philodinidae.